Messenger RNA from Gorilla gorilla gorilla (western lowland gorilla), 4477 nucleotides. RefSeq names its product integrin subunit alpha 7 (gene ITGA7). NCBI's taxonomy places the organism in Eukaryota, Metazoa, Chordata, Mammalia, Primates, Hominidae. Gene Ontology annotation, biological process: cell adhesion mediated by integrin; integrin-mediated signaling pathway; leukocyte migration. The transcript has 25 exons. Gene Ontology annotation, cellular component: integrin complex; external side of plasma membrane. The record is from RefSeq and is a predicted model, not a curated record. Gene Ontology annotation, molecular function: integrin binding. The coding region runs from base 854 to 3988 and encodes 1044 amino acids.
GCCUGGAAGAGAAGGACAUGGGUUGGAAGUGUCAAGAUAAUGGUGAUGUGGGAUAAGUGAAACAGAGGGUGAGGGCUAAUGGGGGUUAGUGUUGGGUGGGUCUCAAAGGUGAGUCUAAAUGUUAAGAUUAGGCCGACUCAGGGAGAGUGUCAGGCCCGUCCUGUAUUACCCUCACCCUUCUUGGCACAACUGCCUGACAUUUUCACAAUCGGUGUAGAGACUGCCAGGAUUCUGCAGACAUUAGCCUCUCCCUCCUCUCCCACACACUGGCUGUUCCUUUGCCCUAGAGCUGAGCAGAGGACAUGGGGUAUCUGUAUCUAGUGUCCCCAUCUGAUCUCUCUAGGGUUAUCCUCCAUCUGUUCUUUUUCUGGGCCUUUAUUGUUCACUGUCUAACCUUAGUUUCUGCUGCAGUUGAAGCUCAGCUUCACUUGUCCUUGGUAGAGAUGGACACAAGUCGCAUACAUAUCUAUCUGGAGAAUGACUUGAAAUUUGAAGUCUCUUUCUGCUUACCUCUCCUUACGAUUUCCUACUCAGAUUAUUUUCCCUUGGACUGAAUGAAUGCAACUCCACACUCCUUUCUUCACUCAUUUCCCUCUUAUUUUGAGGUCUCUUUCAGAGUUAGCUUUAAUUAGCAAGCUCCAAACUGACUGGCUGGGCCAAACAGGGCUGGAAGCUGCUGAGUUGUUAGGGGUUGGAUGAGGGCUGAGGGAGGACACAGAGUGAGUAGACAAGGCUUCACAUACUGGGAAAUCUGGCUGGGCUUCAAGAGAGGGGGUUGGUGGUGGUGUGGCUAAGUUCCAAAUGUUGGCCUGAAGCCAGUGCUCAAAGAAAGGGGGCCCUCAAGACAGUCCAAAUGGCUCCCUUUGCCACUCCCAUGGUUCAAGCUUUGACUACAACCAGAAUUCAGAGGCAGGCAGAAGGAUUCCAGUGCUGGGGAGAAUGUGGAACAAGAAGAUCUCCAUUUGAGGGCAAGGAAACCUGUGCACACCGAUACGAGGCAAGGCAGCGAGUGGACCAGAUCCUGGAGACGCGGGAUAUGAUUGGUCGCUGCUUUGUGCUUAGCCAGGACCUGGCCAUCCGGGAUGAGUUGGAUGGUGGGGAAUGGAAGUUCUGUGAGGGACGCCCCCAAGGCCAUGAACAAUUUGGGUUCUGCCAGCAGGGCACAGCUGCCGCCUUCUCUCCUGAUAGCCACUACCUCCUCUUUGGGGCCCCAGGAACCUAUAAUUGGAAGGGCACGGCCAGGGUGGAGCUCUGUGCACAGGGCUCAGCGGACCUGGCACACCUGGACGACGGUCCCUACGAGGCGGGGGGAGAGAAGGAUCAGGACCCCCGCCUCAUCCCGGUCCCUGCCAACAGCUACUUUGGCUUCUCUAUUGACUCGGGGAAAGGUCUGGUGCGUGCAGAAGAGCUGAGCUUUGUGGCUGGAGCCCCCCGUGCCAACCACAAGGGUGCUGUGGUCAUCCUGCGCAAGGACAGCGCCAGUCGCCUGGUGCCCGAGGUUAUGCUGUCUGGGGAGCGCCUGACCUCCGGCUUCGGCUACUCACUGGCUGUGGCUGACCUCAACAGUGAUGGCUGGCCAGACCUGAUAGUGGGUGCCCCCUACUUCUUUGAGCGCCAAGAAGAGCUGGGGGGUGCUGUGUAUGUGUACUUGAACCAGGGGGGUCACUGGGCUGGGAUCUCCCCUCUCCGGCUCUGCGGCUCCCCUGACUCCAUGUUCGGGAUCAGCCUGGCUGUCCUGGGGGACCUCAACCAAGAUGGCUUUCCAGAUAUUGCAGUGGGUGCCCCCUUUGAUGGUGAUGGGAAAGUCUUCAUCUACCACGGGAGCAGCCUGGGGGUUGUCGCCAAACCUUCACAGGUGCUGGAGGGCGAGGCUGUGGGCAUCAAGAGCUUCGGCUACUCCCUGUCAGGCAGCUUGGAUAUGGAUGGGAACCAGUACCCUGACCUGCUGGUGGGCUCCCUGGCUGACACCGCAGUGCUCUUCAGGGCCAGACCCAUCCUCCAUGUCUCCCAUGAGGUCUCUAUUGCUCCACGAAGCAUCGACCUGGAGCAGCCCAACUGUGCUGGCGGCCACUCGGUCUGUGUGGACCUAAGGGUCUGUUUCAGCUACAUUGCAGUCCCCAGCAGCUAUAGCCCUACUGUGGCCCUGGACUACGUGUUAGAUGCGGACACAGACCGGAGGCUCCGGGGCCAGGUUCCCCGUGUGACGUUCCUGAGCCGUAACCUGGAAGAACCCAAGCACCAGGCCUCGGGCACCGUGUGGCUGAAGCACCAGCAUGACCGAGUCUGUGGAGACGCCAUGUUCCAGCUCCAGGAAAAUGUCAAAGACAAGCUUCGGGCCAUUGUAGUGACCUUGUCCUACAGUCUCCAGACCCCUCGGCUCCGGCGACAGGCUCCUGGCCAGGGGCUGCCUCCAGUGGCCCCCAUCCUCAAUGCCCACCAGCCCAGCACCCAGCGGGCAGAGAUCCACUUCCUGAAGCAAGGCUGUGGUGAAGACAAGAUCUGCCAGAGCAAUCUGCAGCUGGUCCGCGCCCGCUUCUGUACCCGGGUCAGCGACACGGAAUUCCAACCUCUGCCCAUGGAUGUGGAUGGAACAACAGCCCUGUUUGCACUGAGUGGGCAGCCAGUCAUUGGCCUGGAGCUGAUGGUCACCAACCUGCCAUCGGACCCAGCCCAGCCCCAGGCUGAUGGGGAUGAUGCCCAUGAAGCCCAGCUCCUGGUCAUGCUUCCUGACUCACUGCACUACUCAGGGGUCCGGGCCCUGGACCCUGCGGAGAAGCCACUCUGCCUGUCCAAUGAGAAUGCCUCCCAUGUUGAGUGUGAGCUGGGGAACCCCAUGAAGAGAGGUGCCCAGGUCACCUUCUACCUCAUCCUUAGCACCUCAGGGAUCAGCAUUGAGACCACGGAACUGGAGGUAGAGCUGCUGUUGGCCACGAUCAGUGAGCAGGAGCUGCAUCCAGUCUCUGCACGAGCCCGUGUCUUCAUUGAGCUGCCACUGUCCAUUGCAGGAAUGGCCAUUCCCCAGCAACUCUUCUUCUCUGGUGUGGUGAGGGGCGAGAGAGCCAUGCAGUCUGAGCGGGAUGUGGGCAGCAAGGUCAAGUAUGAGGUCACGGUUUCCAACCAAGGCCAGUCGCUCAGAACCCUGGGCUCUGCCUUCCUCAACAUCAUGUGGCCUCAUGAGAUUGCCAAUGGGAAGUGGUUGCUGUACCCAAUGCGGGUUGAGCUGGAGGGCAGGCAGGGGCCUGGGCAGAAAGGGCUUUGCUCUCCCAGGCCCAACAUCCUCCACCUGGAUGUGGACAGUAGGGAUAGGAGGCGGCGGGAGCUGGAGCCACCUGAGCAGCAGGAGCCUGGUGAGCGGCAGGAGCCCAGCAUGUCCUGGUGGCCAGUGUCCUCUGCUGAGAAGAAGAAAAACAUCACCCUGGACUGCGCCCGGGGCACGGCCAACUGUGUGGUGUUCAGCUGCCCACUCUACAGCUUUGACCGCGCGGCUGUGCUGCAUGUCUGGGGCCGUCUCUGGAACAGCACCUUUCUGGAGGAGUACUCAGCUGUGAAGUCCCUGGAAGUGAUUGUCCGGGCCAACAUCACAGUGAAGUCCUCCAUAAAGAACUUGAUGCUCCGAGAUGCCUCCAUAGUGAUCCCAGUGAUGGUAUACUUGGACCCCGUGGCUGUGGUGGCAGAAGGAGUGCCCUGGUGGGUCAUCCUCCUGGCUGUACUGGCUGGGCUGCUGGUGCUAGCACUGCUGGUGCUGCUCCUGUGGAAGAUGGGAUUCUUCAAACGGGCGAAGCACCCCGAGGCCACCGUGCCCCAGUACCAUGCGGUGAAGAUUCCUCGGGAAGACAGACAGCAGUUCAAGGAGGAGAAGACGGGCACCAUCCUGAGGAACAACUGGGGCAGCCCCCGGCGGGAGGGCCCGGAUGCACACCCCAUCCUGGCUGCCGACGGGCAUCCCGAGCUGGGCCCCGAUGGGCAUCCAGGGCCAGGCACCGCCUAGGUUCCCAUGUCCCAGCCUGGCCUGUGGCUGCCCUCCAUCCCUUCCCCAGAGAUGGCUCCUUGGGAUGAAGAGGGUAGAGUGGGCUGCUGGUGUCGCAUCAAGAUUUGGCAGGAUCGGCUUCCUCAGGGGCACAGACCUCUCCCACCCACAAGAACUCCUCCCACCCAACUUCCCCUUAGAGUGCUGUGAGAUGAGAGUGGGUAAAUCAGGGACAGGGCCAUGGGGUAGGGUGAGAAGGGCAGGGGUGUCCUGAUGCAAAGGUGGGUAGAAGGGAUCCUAAUCCCUUCCUCUCCCAUUCACCCUGUGUAACAGGACCCCAAGGACCUGCCUCCCCGGAAGUGCCUUAGCCUAGAGGGUCGGGGAGGAGGUUGUGUCACUGACUCAGGCUGCUCCCUCUCUAGUUUCCCCUCUCAUCUGACCUUAGUUUGCUGCAUCAGUCUAGUGGUUUCGUGGUUUCGUCUAUUUAUUAAAAAAUAUUUGAGAACAAAA